AUGACUUUGGAACGUCCGAUUCUCUCGGCCCCUUCAGAAGAUAGCAGCAACAAUGGGCAUAUCUCUAAGAAGCGGAAAAAGAAUGGUGAAAGAGUCAGAGUCACAAGGGCGUGUGAUGGCUGCAAGAAGCGUAAGAUCAAGUGCAAUGGCAUGCAACCUUGCAAAUUCUGUAUUCGAACAAGGGCUUCUUGUACUUUUAACUCAGCCUAUGCAAGAGGCCGCCUCCCGGUGAUUCCAUCUGCAGAUGAGGUCGCAGCUGAGACGAUAGCUGUCGCGGCACAGGAUACAAUGGCUGGUAGCGAGCAUAGCAGUCCUGCAGACUUGAGUCAGCAGUACAUGGCCGGCCCGUCUUGCGAGACAACGCACCAAGCUGUGGAGCUACAGGACUAUGGAAUGCCAUCUAACGCUUUGGCACAGGACAAUACUGCUUCACUGGCUGUAGCAUCCGUGCAGCAAUCCCCUGAACCAUCCCAAGAGGAUCUUCAAGGACAUUAUAUCGGACCAGCCUCAGGCGUGUCUUUCCUACUUAGGGUGCAGAAGAGGUUACACCAAGCUAUUUCCUUCUCCGGACCAGGAAGUAUCUUUACCUUUGGCGAUGCACCCCUUCGUAACCCUGACUAUGAUCCGAACUUUUGCAUGAUGCUUCCAAAAGAGGAUGCUCAGCGCUUGAUCGACAGGUACUUUGACUUUGCCAUGCCUACGUACCGGUUCCUGCAUCGACCCACCAUCCAGGAAUGGUUUACCGAAUUCUAUGAGACGCUUGGGACAAUGCGUGAUCCGAACAACUCUGCUGCUAAGGUCGCCCUGUUAUUCAUGAUUCUGGCCCAUGCGAGGGUGUAUAUGCCCGAGGGUGACAGGCCUGGGCCGUCGGAUCUAAGCGCUAGAUACUACCUGGCAGCUGAGCAUCAACUCUCCAAAGAGAGUGGCUCUAUACGGCUGACAAGCGUACAAGCACGCUUACUACAAUGCUACUAUCUGGGCACCCAGUCUCGAGUCAAUCACUGUUGGAGUCAAUUCGGUAUCGUCACCAACCUCGCCCUUGCUAUUGGUCUCAACCGAAACAAACGGCCCGGCAUUAUGAGUGGGCUGAAUCAUAUCGAAGUCGAAAGUCGCCGUCGAACCUUCUGGUGUGCUUAUACACUGGAUGCAUACCUCAGUGUGUCCCUUGGCAGACCACGAAACUUUCAUGAUGACGAUAUCGAUACCGAGCUUCCUGCUUGUGUGGACGAUAGUGAUAUUACAAAGGACCACAUAAAUCUUACUGGCUCUACCAAAGGCUACUCAGUUAUGCUUGCGCCUCUCGGACAUAUGAAACUCGCGCGCAUCAUUGGGCAUAUACUUCGAGCCCUUUACUCAGUCAAGCCUAUAUCCGUCAGUCGUCGGACAGAAGAAACGCAACGUAUUUCUCAAGAUUUGAGUGACUGGCGAGCCGAGUUCUCCCAGUUUCUCGAUGCGGAUUACUUUAGUACAACAUUUCUUGUACCCAUUGUACAGCGACAGCGUAACGUUCUUAACAUGACUUACUGGCACGCGAUCAUCCUGAUACACCGACAAGCAGUACUUAAUAACUUUGCAAAGAUCUCGCGGCAGAAUAGACGACAGAGUGUUAGUGACGCUUCGACGCAAGAGAGCGUUCAAAAGUGUCUACAAGCUGCUAUGAACACUGUCGGUCUUAUCGACGAGAUGACAGAACAUGGGCAAAUGUUCCGCGCAUUCUGGGUCACAGCAUACUUUGCAUUUACUGCAGCAAUGGUAAUGUAUAUAUACGUGAUCCAGAAAUGGGCAUCGCCACCUGAGACGUAUAUCGACUACUUCACAGCGGCCACACGAUGCCAAUCUCACAUGACAAUCAUGGUUGAGAAGGGAUCUUUAUCUGAGCGCUACUGCUUUCUGUUGGAGGAGCUACGCGUUGAAGCACUGCGUCAAAUGAACAGGAUGCACUCAUCAACAACUGCAUUUGGAACCAUAGAUGGUCAUUCGCAGGAAGGCGGCUUUCAGUCAAACCUUAUCACGAUGGAUACGCCUAGUGACAAGACAUCUUAUACUGAUUUAAUGGGGGAGAAUGGGGUGGACUAUAAUGGCAUGUCUGGUGUUGACUUUUCAGGAUGGGGUCAGUUUGCGUCCAUGAUCUCAUCAGGAUUGGGCAAUCUUGAUGCAUUCCUUGAUGAUGAGGUGUUUAGGAUAUGA
This is a messenger RNA of Fusarium venenatum, 2187 nucleotides long. Its product is annotated as fungal-specific transcription factor domain-containing protein. Gene Ontology annotation, molecular function: DNA-binding transcription factor activity, RNA polymerase II-specific; sequence-specific DNA binding; zinc ion binding. NCBI's taxonomy places the organism in Eukaryota, Fungi, Ascomycota, Sordariomycetes, Hypocreales, Nectriaceae. Gene Ontology annotation, cellular component: nucleus. Gene Ontology annotation, biological process: positive regulation of transcription by RNA polymerase II; DNA-templated transcription. The record is from RefSeq and is a predicted model, not a curated record.